This is a messenger RNA of Hyla sarda, 1788 nucleotides long. RefSeq names its product TM2 domain containing 1 (gene TM2D1). The transcript has 8 exons. Bases 114 to 788 code for a protein of 224 amino acids. The record is from RefSeq and is a predicted model, not a curated record. Lineage: Eukaryota; Metazoa; Chordata; Amphibia; Anura; Hylidae.
CAUCAAGAAAAGCUCACCUAUUUCAAGAUCUCUGCUUGCUGUCAUUAAAUGGGAACACGAUCAAAACCGGUACAGAUCUAACACUAGUCUUCUAUGAUUCUAGACCCAACAAGAUGGCGCCCGGAAGACGUUCACGCACGCUGCGUCACGUGACCACGGCGGCGGAACUGGCUUUCUCUGACAGUCGGCUGUCGGUUCGUCUUGCCCCUCGUAAGAUGGCGCUGUUCUGGUCUGGGAAAUCGCUGGUGGCCGGGCUCUGGUUGUGGUUCCUCUGUGUUGUUGUCGCCGACGACGGGACCCAGAAGUGUGAGGAGCUGAGGCUGGGGCAAUAUGUGUGUGCGGACCCCGACAUCAACCCAGCAACGCAAGAGCCGGUCGGAUGUGCGAACUUUACAGCGGACGCUCCCUGUUACCCUGCACCAAAUAUUUCCUGUAAAGAUUAUCUUGGAAACAUAACCAUAUUCAACGGAUCAGGAAUCGGCUUCUUCAGGCCUUUCCCCUGCCGCAACGUAAAUGGUUAUUCCUACAAAGUGGCCGUGGCGCUGUCACUAUUCCUGGGAUGGUUAGGAGCCGACCGGUUCUACCUGGGUUACCCUGCUUUAGGAAUGCUGAAGUUUUGCACCGUUGGCUUCUGCGGGAUCGGCAGUCUCAUCGAUUUCAUUCUCAUCUCCAUGCAGAUAGUUGGCCCGUCUGAUGGAUCCAGUUAUAUCAUUGACUACUAUGGAGCGCGGCUCAUCCACCUGACUAUCAAUAAUGAGACAUUCAGAGAAUCGCAGUUAUAUCCGUGAUACCUUAGCGUUUCCUUCUUCAACGGAGAAUACUGUAACCCUCCUCCUUCACAAGACUGCAGAGAUUUCUCCAAGAAACCUCAUUCUCCGAAAGAGAAAACCAAAAGAGAUCAACAACCAUCUGCAGGAUCAAUAAAGUUGGUAAUAACAUUGUGGGUGAAAUCUUAGGAGCUGGAUGAGCGGUAAAAGACUAAAAGAGAAUUAUAAGGAAUUCCUGUCCGUUAAUAUUUAUUUUAUCAGAUGUCAGGGAUGGUCACGUAUUCUGGGGGUCUGCACCCCCCCCCCCCCUCCGGUCCUCAGUACCUGCCUUCGAAUGCCCGUUUCCUCCACAUCAUGCAACACACAAGAGCCGCGUUCUGAGAAGUAAAUAUAGUUUCUUGCACUCACUCGGCUCAGAACAGAACAUUGCUUUUUAAUCUAUCAUAGUGUUAUCAGCAUCUGCCAAGAACCCAGACGACGCUGAAAACAUAAGGAAUGAAUUAGGUUUCCGGACUAUUUGUGUUGCUGCAGCUAAAUAACUUUCCACCAUUAGAUUUCGGGAGAACAUUGUAUUGAUCUGGAAGGUGCCGGGAUUGUUUUGCAGCUUUGAUAUAUUCACACGGAUGCUUACCUGGAACUUUCUUUCCGCCUUUGUACCUUUUUUUUUCGGUCGAGGCUUUGACUUGCAUCUGGUGUUGGGCUGGGACCUUCACCAGCAAAUUGUAAGCGUGGUUGGCGUACCCGGCGGGAUGUCUUGUUCUUUUUUUUUUAUUUAUUUUUUAUUUAAAUUUUUUUUAUUUUAUUUAUAGAUACAAUAUACUGUAAUGCACUGAGGAACGUCAAUAAAAUAUAACGAUGACCUUAUUGGGGGUUUACAAACUAAAUUGAAGCUUUGGCAAUCUUUUUAUAGGCUGCAGCGAACAAACCUCUUAUUAGGGGGGGGUUCACAAACUAAAUCGUAGUUGCAACCUUAUAUAUUGCAAGGAUUGAUCUGCUGUGCAUUAAAGGGGUUAUCCAGAAA